UUUCUUUUGUUUGCCCAGUUUUUCCUCCCAGAUUCCUGUAAACCUGUUACCUAACAAGGUCAGCGUCACUUAGGUGUUCUCACCCUCUAAUGGGAACACUGGCCAGGGAUUAAAGCCCAGACCGCCAUCCUAAGAAGUCCGGGAGCCUCCAACUGGGAACCUUCCACACUUUCUUCAGGCGACCUUACAGCAGCACCAACAAUCGCAAUGAGAAUUCUAAUCUCUUCCCUCCUUCUGUUGCUGCCACUAAUGCUGAUGCCUAUGGUCUCUAGCAGCCGAAAUCCAGGGGUCGCCAGAGGCCAUCGGGACCAACGCCAGGCUCCUAGGAGGUGGCUCCAAGAAGGCAGCCAAGAAUGUGAGUGCAAAGACUGGUUCCUGAGAGCUCCUAAAAGAAAACUCAUGACAGUGCCCGGGCUGCCAAAGAAGCAGUGUCCCUGUGACCAUUUCAAGGGCAGUGUGAAGAAAACCAGGCACCAAAGGCACCACAGGAAACCAAACAAGCACUCCAGAGCCUGCCAGCAAUUUCUCACACGAUGUCAGCUGGAAAGCUUUGCUCUGCCUUUAUAGGAGCCCUGAAGGCCCACUCUCCCAAUGCAACUGUCUCAGUCCGGAAGGCAGUGAGUGCACCUAGACGAUGCUCUCCCACUUGCAGCUCCGCCUCCUUGUCCCCACUCGUGUUUUCACAAAGCAUUUUCUCCAAGAUUACUGUUCUCUCUAGUGCCCUCUUCUCUUCUUAGUCUUUUCCUGUGCCCUACCGAUCCCACCCCCACCCCCACCCCCCCCCCCACCCCCGC
This is a messenger RNA of Acinonyx jubatus (cheetah), 794 nucleotides long. It is a transcript of the gene CXCL17, whose product is annotated as C-X-C motif chemokine ligand 17. The coding region runs from base 208 to 567 and encodes 119 amino acids. NCBI's taxonomy places the organism in Eukaryota, Metazoa, Chordata, Mammalia, Carnivora, Felidae. Gene Ontology annotation, biological process: positive regulation of monocyte chemotaxis; positive regulation of macrophage chemotaxis; negative regulation of inflammatory response. The record is from RefSeq and is a predicted model, not a curated record. The transcript is spliced from 4 exons.